Amphiprion ocellaris (clown anemonefish) is the source of this 1862-nucleotide messenger RNA. RefSeq names its product neuroendocrine protein 7B2. Gene Ontology annotation, molecular function: enzyme regulator activity. Gene Ontology annotation, biological process: regulation of hormone secretion; neuropeptide signaling pathway. The transcript is spliced from 6 exons. The record is from RefSeq and is a predicted model, not a curated record. Bases 154 to 825 code for a protein of 223 amino acids. Lineage: Eukaryota; Metazoa; Chordata; Actinopteri; Pomacentridae. Gene Ontology annotation, cellular component: secretory granule.
GGGGGGAUGUCCACAUAUGUGGACGCCAUGUCUUGAAUUUCCCAGCGUUUUGGUGAAGUACGAUUUUACUUUGGAAAACGCAUCGUCGUCUCUGUGUCCAGCUUGACUGAGGUCUUCUCCCAGCAGGCAGGUCCUUCCUUCAGCGCCGACAAGAUGACGGAGAUGGUCCCGGCGGUGCGCUUCUCGUUGCUCGGCCUGCUGCUGUGGCUGCAGCUCGGUACAGCUCCAGCCCGCAGCCCCCGCACGGCCGACCAGGUUUCCGAGGCCGACAUCCAGCGGCUCCUGCACGGCGUCAUGGAGCAGCUGGGCAUCGCUCGGCCCAGGGUGGAGUAUCCUGCACACCAGGCCACCAACAUAGUGGGGCCUCAGAGCAUACAGGGUGGUGCUCAUGAAGGACUGCAGCAUCUCGGCCCAUAUGGGAACAUCCCAAACAUUGUGGCUGAACUGACAGGAGACAACGUCCCCAAAGACUUCAGUGAUGACCAUGGAUACCCAGACCCUCCAAACCCCUGUCCUCUGGGAAAGACAGCAGCAGAUGGGUGUUUGGAAAAUGCUCCUGACACAGCUGAGUUCAGCAGAGAGUUUCAAAAACACCAGCACCUAUUCGACCCCGAGCAUGACUACCCAGCCCUGGCAAAGUGGAACAAGGAACGUCUGUACCAAAAACUGAAGGCAGGACCAAAAAGAAGAAAAAGGAGUGUCAACCCAUAUUUAAUGGGCCAGAGGCUGGAUAAUGUGGUCGCCAAGAAAUCUGUUCCUCACUUCUCUGAGGAAGAGGAGGAAGAAGCAGCGACUGUCCCAGCUGCCAGCCAGUCCAUGACCUAAACUCCUGCAACACACACUGUAAUAUUAAAAUACAUACAUUCUCAGAAAAGAGUUUUUAACACUGCACAUUUAAGCAUUUUGGUUUGCAAUCAAUGGGACUGUGACUUUAGUGCAAGUAUUGUAUUUGUAAAUGCUUUGUUUUAUUGUAUCACAAGCAUAUUAGUUGGCCAAGAUCUGGCUCCCAGUUAGACACAACAUGCUUUCUAUGUGCUCUUGCUGGUAUUAUUAUUUUAACAUGUAGCAUUACAAUCUGACAUCUUGGUCAUGGAAACACAAUUUUAGGGCUUUUUUGUUAAACAUUGAGGGGCACUUUUUACUUCUCAACCUCAGAGCCAUGCAAACAGGAAUUUGCAUGGCAUUUUGACAAAUGCUGUUUUGAAGGUUAAGAAAAAGUUUGAAGCUCGUCUUGGAGGUAAAAUACUUGCAUCUAGAACAUUAAAAAAUAUCUGAGUUCAGAGGCUUUUAAGGGUUGAUAAAGAAACAAUCUUACAGUUUUUACUUCAAUUGUGAGUCGAAAUUUGUAAAUCCAUAUGUUUUUUGAUUUUAAGACAGUCACAUUGCAGAGAUUCAACCAAUAAACCCAAAAUACUAGAAUAUAUGGUGUUAAAUACUUAACUGGCAGUGUAUGGUACAUCUGCAGCUGUACAUUUAAUAUGAAGUUGUAUAAAGAUUGAAGAAUGUUGAAUCAGAAAGUUAUUAUUCAGAACUGUACAGAGAUCAGUUUACUCACAGUUUCAUUUUUGUAUGUGACAAUAUGAAUCACUUCUGUGUCUUGAAUCAAAGAUUUAAUUCUAUUUAUAUCCUUAAAUACAAUUAUAAUUAUUAAUAAGUUUUGGUUUGUCAUUAAAGGAAUGAUUGUGACCUACUUCACAGUAGCAUGGCAAAUAUUUUAGAGCUUAUUCUGACUAGUAUCUGUUCACUACUGCAGUCAUGUGAGUGUCUACAGGCAGCACUGACUAUCUUGGGUUACCUCAUCUCGUCAUAAAUGGUUGUGUUCUGUUUUUGUUCUGUAAAGUCAAAUAAACGAUUUAUCUGCA